AUGAAGUUCAACUUAAUAUCUAGAUUUAACUGGAUUUAUUUAUGCCUUCUAGGCUUAAUGAACUGUUCUAGCAAUCAGUCUUUUGAUUUGGGACCUAAUCCGCCUCCAACUUUUACUCAGUUACAUUCUAGCCAGAUAAGUACAUCGGAUGCUUAUAAUGACCCUAGAAAUAAUCAACCAAUAUACUCGGCCCCAUUACAUCAUAAUCAGCCAAGUUCAUUAGAAGAACCUAAACAGCCAAUAGUUACUCGACCAAUCAAACUAAUUGAUCCACGACAACCAAAGAUGAAUGCCCCUGGUACUUCAAGUUCUAGUGCCGGUGGGCCAAUUAAAUCUCAAAAGGCUAAACUUGGAACUUCACCUUAUGACAACCCUAAACUUAGUUUAUGGCGACCGAAACCAGGCCUAUCAACAACCAAAGAGCAAAAGACAGUAAUCCAAUUUUCUAAUCAGAGUAAGUUAGUCGUCUUCCUAUUGACUCCUUCGUUGCCACCUCUAAAUGAGCUAAACGCUAGUCUCAGAGUCCUUAUUAUUCGCAUUAGGUGCCAAAUUAACAAACUUAAUGGACUGCAUAUUCUUGAGCUGAUCUGUCCUAAUUUAGUGAGCUUUGAAAUUAUCAAAGAGAUUGACAACUCGAUAAGUACUUCAUGCGAUAGAGCAGAAGAAAUAACCACUCUGUUUAAACAUACAAAUCUACACACUCUAACUCUGAAUAACAAUCGAAUCAGUAAGUUUCAAGUUGAUUGCCUCAAAUGCUUCCCAGCCCUAAAAGCUCUUAGUCUCAGACAUAACGGUUUAAAGCACUGUUUUUUCGGUGCGCGUUCUAUCUACCAACAUACUGGACUCAAGUACUUGGACCUAAUUGGUAAUCCUGGACUAGACUGUCCGUUGUUUGCAAGCCCUGAUGUUUUAAAGUACGCUGUCGCUUUAUGCUCUAAUACUGAUAUUAACCACGGCUAUGACACUAAAAUAUCACAUGCCCUUGAUCUCCUCUUUACUCACAUGGCAACCUAUGAAUGUCUAGAUGGUCAUUCCACUCGAAUGAACACCACUCUUCAAAUACUCAAAAUAGAUACAUUAUUCAUUUCUCAGACGACCUAUCCGAUCAACUACUUCUUUCUAGGUUUAGAAGAGUUAAUCAUCAACAACCCACUCAAAACUUGCCCACACUACACUAUUUCCGCCCUACUCAGACCAAAUCGGCAUCUUAGAAUCUUCAAACACGGUGUAGAAGAGUAUCCUCCGUAUGCGAUAGUAAAUGGGAAUGAGUUUUUGCUUACAACUUUUGGACCAGAUCUAUUCAUCAACAACACACCCAGCCAGCCUAACCAAUCCCAUUUCAUUCUUAAAAGCCAGGGAUUAACCAUGAACUACCCCCGACACCCAAACACCUCUCCUAUUGAGUGCCUUCAUAUCAAAACAUCGAAGCCCUGGUCUUAUACCCAGAUUUGGCAGUAUAUUUCCGAUUUGCCUCAGUUGAAAAUCCUCUCUCUUGAUAUCCUUAGUGUCUCUGAAGUCAUUACGUUGCAACCCAAUAGUCUUACUAGGCCUGCUCCCGAAAGUGAAUCUUCUACAUCUAACAGGAACAUGCAAGCCACACCCGCUAAAUUUCCUAAUCUUACUACCUUGGUGCUCAAAGGAGACCCACUCUACCUGGAAAUAAUCUUCUAUGCGCCGAAACUAGUAAUUGUGGACUACCAAAUGGAAGACCAACUUGCCAUCCAAAUAGAGGAGACAAGUUAUAACGCCUUGUUAGACUGUGCUGAACACUAUUCCACACCAACUCGCCUAAUCAUAACUUUCCGCGACUAUCAUGGGGCCGGCCUGUUCUUUUACAAGUACUUAGCCCUAUUCACGUGCGUCACUUCCAUAAAGAUAUGCCUACCGCAACCUUAUACCUUCGAAAAUGCCCAAACUCAGGACUUGGCUAUCAUCAAUGCGCUUGGCGAUGCCCACAGGCAGUUAGCCGACAAACUAAAGCCACUGGAAGUGCUAGAACUUGUUCACUCACAGCCAUCUACGCUAACCUUUGCUAAUCCGGCUUCUGGCAAUCCAAUCGCCUCCAAUUCAUUAGCUGAUAUUGACUCACUCACAACCAUUAACAAGAUUACUAUUGGUGGUGCAGGUAUUGAUGAAAUUCUCCAGCUAUUUAACACGGCCAAGCCAAUCAUAUGGUCAGCCGGCAUCAAAGACUUUAAUAUCUGCUUUACCGAAUUCCGCAACAGCCAUACCAAUAUUGGUGUUGCUUUAAGGGGUAUUUUAAAUAGUCUCUUCAAGCCAACUUCUAGAUUUGAUAGCACGUCUAGCGCUACACCGAGUUCUUCUAAUACCACUCCUACCAGACCUGCAACCCCAUGCCCGCUUAACAGUAUCCACAUAAACUAUCAACCUUCUGCCUACAGCGACAAUAUAAUUCUUCCCCACCUACAAGCAGUCAACAUCUUUGUUAAUAUAAGAGAUAUUUUAGACUCCCUCUAUCACUAUACCACUUCACCUCGGCUUUCGUUCUUCCCCGUUCUCACCUGUUAUUUAUCCGGACCAGGAUUCACUAAACUGCCCGAGAUUGUUCUAAACGAAUCUCUGCCUCACUUCUUUGCCAAGUACCAGGUUGACGAUACAUCCCGCCUCCAGUAUUUAAUGAGAAAGAGAGCAGGUUUAUCUCUCUACCAGUACAGGCCAGGCCGGAUUCCUGUUUAUUUCAACACCAGGGACACGCAACAGCCAAGUACAGGCGCCAAGCGGUCGACUAUUCUUUAUCUUCUUGUUGCUACUAUUCUUUCCACCAGUCCAGAGAGUGCAUUCGAAACCUCUUUCAUCUGGACCCUUAGCGAUCUCCCCAAAAGUCAGCCAACAGCCCCAGCACCAAACAAGGUUCCUCUCAACGAGCCAUAUCCUAAUCCAUACGCCAAUCCACAACCCACCACAUACCCCAAUCCGCAGCCCAACCCACAACCCAAUCCACAACCUAGCACAUACCCCAAUCCACAACCCAAUCCACAACCAAACACAUACCCCAAUCCAUAUCCCAAUCCACAACCAAACACAUACCCCAAUCCAUAUCAACCCUCUACUUCUAACAGUACACAGUCGGCCUUAUCUGUACCCAAUGAUGAGCAACAAACCAGCUUGUCUGAUGAUGAUUCGGUAAUUGAGAUUUCUGAUGAUAGCCAGCCUAACACGCCAUCUUCCUCAACCGUUACUCAACCAACCCAGUUUAGUGCUGAUCAGCAAGCCACAAUGUCUCACCUGAAACAAGAAUAUAAUGAUUGGCAAUCCACCACAGCUUAUCCAGCUCAACCAUCCUCUUCAACUUACCCGAGUCAACAACAAGCCCCAGAUUAUUCUACCCAGCAACCACAUCCAGGCAUCUACUACAACCAACCCUACCAUAUGCAACCCUACCACAACCAACCCUACCACAACACCUCUUCCACUUCUUACACACAAUUGCAGCAUAUGCAGCCAGUUGCCCCUCAGCCAGAUCCUAAUCAGCCAUCUAGUUCUGGCCUACAGCCGCAGGCCAUGCCAUCUUGCUCCAACCAAUUCUAUCCUGAUCAAUGCUAUUCUGACUCUUCUACCCCGCAAGCACCAUUAGACUUCACUAGGCAAGAUGUUACUCAGUCUUUCCCAGGCCAGGAAAUCACCCCAGGAUACGCCAAUCAACCGACUAACCAGCAGAAUAAUUCCUACAAUGCAUCGCUUGAUCACCAGAAUCAAACACACCUCUACCCUAUGAAUGCUAAUCAAGACUGCUCAGGCCAGCCAUCUACUUCUUCCCAUACCGCACAGGAUGUGUUAGCUCGACCAUCCUGCAACUGGUCUCAAACCACCUCUUCUUCUUUCGGCAACGCCCCCUACAACACCCAACAUGAUAAUUCUGCCCCAGGCAACGACCCCACCAAUCCGGCCUUUACUAACCAGCCCCAACAAGGACCCUACUACAACCCACCACCCCCAUACUAUAGUGCCCACCAUACUGUUCACCCCCCGUGCCCACCACAACCACCUCAAUAA
Nematocida homosporus is the source of this 4014-nucleotide messenger RNA. RefSeq lists its product as uncharacterized. Gene Ontology annotation, molecular function: protein binding. The transcript has a single exon. Bases 1 to 4014 code for a protein of 1337 amino acids. Lineage: Eukaryota; Fungi; Microsporidia. The record is from RefSeq and is a predicted model, not a curated record.